GUGGUAUCCAGCGACGCAUUUCCGCAAACAAAAUGUCGGCUACACAUUUUUUCAGAACAACAGCUAAAAAUCCAGACGAUGAUUUUGUUUUGCAUGGAAAAUCUACAUCUUAUUGGGAAAGAUCUGAAUAUCCUACAAAUUCACAGUUAACACUAACCACUUCAAGACUAAGUCAGCAUUCCAUUUACAACCCUGAUAAUUACAGAGAGCGGAAACAUGAAAAGAAAUAUGCCAGAAGUCUGACAGAUCUUGCCAAUAAUUUGGAAUACCUCAGUGAUAAAGUAGACAACACUCUCAGCAAAGGAGUCACAUUUAAGGAUGAGGACAGACAAAUAGAAGAUGAAAUAAGGCAAGAGCUAAGAGAAGAAAUAGAGGCAUCAACUUUCACAAAACCGGUAAAAAUGACUGAAAGUUUAAGGAGAGAUCUGGAUGAAGAUAACUUGUUAGAUUUGUACGAGAAGCAUGUUGGUGAAAUAGAUGAUUUGUCUGGGAAGCCAACAUCACCGCGGGAUGCUCAGUGGUUUGUUAAUCCAAACCAUUUAGACACAACAUGUGAGGCCCCUACACUGCAGAGCAUAGGUAAAACAUACAGAUAUGGAGAUAAGUGCAAGAAAAACUAUGCUGAUAAAGACAGUGUGGCUUUAGACUUCUUCCCAGUAACACUCGGUUCCUCUUAUGAGUUGUGUGCCCUUGACUACCCAGCCUCAGAACCUCUGAAUCGUACAGCACCUCCUUCUUUGAGAACUGGAAGGUCUAAAUCGGCAUCUAGACUUGGAAGGUCUAAAUCAGCAUCUAGACUAGGAAGGUCACACCAGUUUAGGACUGUAGAUAGAUCUUUUAAUGAGAAACAAGAUUUAGACAAACUGUAUCUAAUGACUAAAGAGGCCCCAACUAUAGGAAAGUCCAGUGUUCAGUUUGCUACACCACAUGAACUGAUUCUUGGUAAACUGAGAAUGGAAAGACUAAAACUGGAAGAGGCAAAACUACUGGAACUGAAACGUCUAGAAGAACUCGAAAGAAUAAGGGGACCAAAACCUAAAUGGUAUGAAUCGACGGGCCCAGAAUUCCACUAUGAAGCACACAAGAAUACGCAGCUUAUCCGAUCAGUUUCUGAUUACCAGGAUAUGUUGGACUACAGAGAAGACCUUCUCAGAUCAUCAUACGACAACCUGAAAAAAUACAAUAAAUCUCUUGUAUUAGCAUAAAUAUACUUUCGAGAGAUACUAUUUGUACAUUCACUGAUGGCAUUUUACAUUUUAUCUUAGUUAAACUGUGAUACAUUCAGUUAUACUCAUUCAAAUUUGUGCUUUUUAAAGGUCCAUUACUAAGGGAAAGUGAGUUGGCAAUUUUUUUCAUAGCCAGUGCAUAGACUUUGGCAAGACACUAAAUAAUGAAGAUUGGCAGGUCAAAAUUUACAGAAGGUCUUUGGAACUCAAAGGAGUGUAUGUGUAUUAUGUUGAAAUUUCAAUGAAUCGACAGAAUGACCCCCCAGGUCUUUUUAACUUUCUUCAUACUUCAUAGAAAAAUAAUUGUACAUGUACUGCAAUUUAUUUCGAAUUUCUACAUACCAACUUUCAUUUUCCAAUAAAAUGAAAUAGUUUCUGUGCUUUUUAAAAGAAAUUAAAAUGUUCACUUUCCUUAGUAUUGGACCUUUAAGUUCAGCUGUGAUACAUUAAGAAUUUUUAAGCUCUUCAUAAUAGUUUUGUUAAUGCUGAAAGUGUUUUGCUUUUUUUUUCAACCUUUUUCUGCGACUUGAACAAAGAAAAACAACCAGAAAUUUAAAAAAAACAACUUGUUUUCUUUGAAAUACAGAUAAAUAUUGUUAAAUCAUGUUUUACAAACUUGAUUAAAAGGAAAUAAAUUAGUGCAAAUAAGUAGCUGUUGUUUCAUUUGCAAAAUUUCCUUUUAUGUUUUAGAAUUCCAUAUUUUGUUAAAUUUAAGAUAAUCUGGAAAGUUCAGUCCAUUGUUUCAUGUUGUUCAAAUGAAACAGAUGGCAACUUAAAGGUGGUUAAUCAGAUUUUGGUCAAGUAAUGAAUUUGUUCCAAACCUCAACAACUAAUAAUUGUGUUUACUGAGUGCUUAAUACAGGUAGGAUUUUCAUUGGAGGUAUUUUUAAGAUUUGACUUUCCUGUCCUGGUUUUUCAACCAAGACAGAGUGUUUUUUUUAUUUAAGCAUAAGUAUAAAUUUGAUAAACAUACUUGAGAAUUGAUAUGAAUAUAAGAACUAUCAUAUUAUAUUUGUAAAAAGUUUUGCUCUUACGGUUCUAAUACUAUUAAGCUGAAACUCUUUAAAAAGUGCAAGGUUGUAAUAUUGUUAUUACCUCCCUUUGUCUAUCUUGCUAAUGCAGAUUGGAAAUAAUGGCAGCUACAUGGCAUUUACAAUUUUGGCUUAAGGUUCAGAUUGUUGAAAUGUCUCAAUAUUUAUGAAAUGCAGAUGUUAGAAAAGAAAGUAUAUUUUCAUAUUAAAGGGAGGGGGGAGGGGAGGUAAUGGGGGUGUAAUUGUAAAAUUCCAUAAAAUGAUGUAUAGGAGAGAUCGCCAUGACGUCACACAUUAACAUCUGUUUAUCUGAUGGUGGGCAAAACAAAUGUUUUUACCUGGUUUGUGUAUGGGAGCGGAAUUUUUAAUUUUUAAUAACUUUUUCGCUCAUUUAUGGAUUUUCAAAAUUUAAAAUGUUUUGAAAUACUUACCAUUUUCAUAUUUUUGUAUUCAAAUAUCUUUUUAAAAUGAAUAACCAUUUUAAAUGUCAUAUACCGGUAAGUUUAAUAGCGGCGAAGUGAUGUUAAAUUUUUUCAGAAAAACAGUGUAAGUUAAUCGUUCAUAAUUAAUUCAUUUUAUUUCUAAAUAAUAAUUAAAAGUAAUGAAUAAAUUGCUUGUUUUAUAACCUUUCCAUUGAUCAAAGAAUUAUUGAUAUAUUUUGUGUUUUAGGAAAGUUUAAGCCGUUAGAAAAACAUCACUGUUUACUAAAAACAUGGACGUUUGGCAUCUGCCCAUCCGAUCAAUGUCUUAUCAGUUCUAAAAAUAGAAAAUACAACGGAUUUGUAUACAAACACGAUCUCUCCUAUAGCCAUAAAUAAGUCUCUAGCAGAAUAUACAGUCACCAAAAAAUGUUGCUCAAAUAUGUCUGUCCACCUUGAAACUAAAGGCAUUUUAUUUGUACUUGCUUGCAUUCAUACAGAUCUGAAGUUCACUUUGCAUAAUAUUAACUGAAUUAUUUUACAUAUAUAUGCAUUAUACAAGUUGCGUAUUGUAAUAACCAAAUGUAAAGAAAAUGUAGUGUUAUGUAUAAUCUAGUCGUUAGGUAUUUUAUUUAAUCCAACAGUAUUUUGUGUUAAAUGUUUUGUUUUUGUUUUACUGAUACAUGAAAAUUAUGUUCAAGAUAAUUUUAUGCAUUCCUGCUUUUUAUAUAGUGCAUGCCAGUUAUUUUUACAUAAUGCCAAAAAGUUUGUGUAAUUUAUAUUAUAUAUAUAAUAAGACAUUUUGUCUAAAACUGUAUAAAAUCAUGAUAAGGCAUGUUUUAACUACUUCUGUAAAAGUGAAUAAUAACAUGUUUACAUAAUUUGGCCUCAGAUUUUGAUAUUUGUUAUUAUUAAAGAGUAUGCUUGAAAUACAAGACCAAAAACUGCCAUGAUUUUUUCAGUUGGUACUAUAUCUAUCAUAGAUUUAUUGCCGCUUUGGGAAACAAAAUAAUAUGUCAAGCUAUUGCUGGUCCAAACUGCAGACAGUGUAGCCACACCUUUAAAUGCCAAGUUUAUCUAAUUAUCGAAAUAGUCAUUUUACAUACUGUUUGUACAGUGUUGUACUUUUAUUUCUGAGGACAUACCAAUACGGUACUGACUUUUUCUGAGGUGAUUUACCAUCAGGUUUUGGUUUUUAGUUUUGAUCAGAUUGUUAUAAACAUUUCUAAAACAGCAUGCCUUUCAUGUAACACUUACCUUGUGUUGUUUUACCAGAGUAGUUUAGAAGUGCUAGAUAGAUUUAGAGGUGUACCAAAAUUUAAUUAAGUACUAGUGUUUUACUCUUACUUAGAUCAACCACGCUUGGUCCAGAAUUAAUUUUUGGCCAUAUAUGCUUUAGUAAAUUACAAUUACACUGUCACCUGUACAAUGAUUUAUACAAAAAAAAAAGGUUAAAAAUGUUAAA
Messenger RNA from Mercenaria mercenaria, 4141 nucleotides. RefSeq lists its product as uncharacterized. The record is from RefSeq and is a predicted model, not a curated record. Lineage: Eukaryota; Metazoa; Mollusca; Bivalvia; Venerida; Veneridae. The transcript is spliced from 4 exons. Bases 33 to 1205 code for a protein of 390 amino acids.